Gasterosteus aculeatus aculeatus (three-spined stickleback) is the source of this 1475-nucleotide messenger RNA. RefSeq names its product adrenodoxin. Gene Ontology annotation, biological process: P450-containing electron transport chain. Gene Ontology annotation, molecular function: 2 iron, 2 sulfur cluster binding; electron transfer activity. Gene Ontology annotation, cellular component: mitochondrion. The record is from RefSeq and is a predicted model, not a curated record. NCBI's taxonomy places the organism in Eukaryota, Metazoa, Chordata, Actinopteri, Perciformes, Gasterosteidae.
UACUCUCGCCGUUGCCCUUGCCCCGGAAUACACCGGGAUCCCCAACGUCGGCUGAUUACUAAACCAAGCUGGGCAGUCCGGUCGCAGCCGACAGGGUCAGCCUGCUUUUAGCUCUGUGAACAUUGAUCACGGGACACUCCGCGCACCGUUCGGGGAUCUCGGACAACAACCUCCCGCCGCCAGUUACCGGUUAUGCAACGAACGUGACAGUGACAGAGCGACUCCCCGCAGCUAAAAGCAAGCUAGCUCGCCUAGCUAGCUCCGCGUAGCUGAGUCGGACAACUUCGGGUUUCUGCCCCGUUGUGAAGCGGAGAGCUCGACCGAAGAGGGGGACCCGUGUGUUUCAGCCUCCCCCGCGUGUACUUCAUCAAAUGGCUUUCGUGACGGCGUUGCGAAGGCUGCCCCUCGCCGGGUUGCGGGAACGUUCGUGGAGGACGGCGGCGGUGGUAACUUCGGGAGCCCGGCUGGCGGGUCGGAGGAGCUUCACCGGCGGCACGCAGCCUCUGAGGUCCAACAACAAGGUGACGGUGAACUUCAUCAACCGAGACGGGGAGAAGAUCUCCGUGAAGGGCUCGCCUGGAGACUCGCUGCUAGACAUUGUCAUCAACGAAGACCUCGACUUUGAUGGCUUUGGAGCGUGCGAGGGAACCUUGGCAUGCUCCACGUGUCAUCUAAUCUUUGACGAGGAGACCUACAAGAGUCUAGGCCCGGUCACAGACGAGGAGAUGGACAUGCUCGACUUGGCGUACGGCCUGACUGACACGUCUCGCCUGGGUUGCCAGAUCUGUCUGACGAAGUCUCUGGAGGGCGUGGUGGCCCGGGUCCCCGAGAGCGUCGCCGACAUCCGACAGAGCCAAGACGGGUCGUCUUAGGAGCGCUGUACGUAGACACUGAGGGUGUGUGCACAGGGACGAUGGUGGAUGUACCUGCCACAGUAUGUCCCCACCUUUUUAAAAAUAAAUAAGAAAAAGUCAGACAGAAUAUGGCAUUUGGCUGCGCAAAUGAAGACGUCCUUUUUUAUAGAAACGUAAAGCUGCAAACAAUUAGAACUCGCAGACACCCAUUCAUUAUAGGUGAUCUGUUCCCAUUUGAGGUCUUGUCUCUUUUUAAAUCACUUUUAGUUAUCACCAUGGCUGACUUCAUUUUUGCCUCUACUUUGGGGCCGUGCCUUGUGGUUGUCUCUCUCUCUCUCUCUCUCUCUCUCUGUGCAAAUCAGCCAUGUUCACUAAACCAGGAAGAGGUACACCGCUUACUGCAGCCCGCGGCUGAGACCGUGCUCGAUGCCGACACGCCCCUGCCCCCUAUAUUAUUUUACUCUACACAUAUGUAUACCUCUAUUAUUGAUUGUUUGAUCAGAUCCUACAUGUAAACCAUAUAAUUCCGUGCUGUGAUUGUACAUAGCUAGAACACACAUGUAUAGAGUGGGACAUUAUGUAAUAAAACCACCUUUCUAACGGAGUGUCGUCAAAAUCCUC